AUGCCUACCCACGUCUUCAACACGGACCUCGACUCCUUCUCCGAGGAGCAGAUCGAGAAGCUCGGCGCCUCUCGCGCUGCCAUUCUCGAGCCCGCCUUUGAUGAGUAUCUCAUGUCCGACGACCUACAUGAGACACCCCUUCCGCCAUCCUCGAUACAGCUCCUCCCCGCCUCAGACCUCAGCGUGAAGCUCACGCGCGCCGCCAAAAGCGAUACGGCCAUGGAGGUCAGCAUCAGCAAAAUCUCUGACCCGGACGCGGACAAUUUUAUGGGGUUUAGCACCGAGGAUAACUGCAUCGUUUUCAAGGGAGAGAUGGGGCUUUUUGAUUCCUUCCUCGAGUUUGCAGAGUCCAUCACCCAAGACAAGGACGUGACUGUCGUGUUCAAGACUGCCAACGAGAUCCGCAUACCUCGCCAAGGUCUGGAGUAUGGCUUGAGUUACGAGAAGUUUGCAGCGCGUGUCGAAUUGUUGGAAUGUGCCAUGUGGAUUAGAGCUUCACGGCCAGGACAAGGACACAACUCAGAACCCGAUGUCUCAUCAAACACCAUUCAUCCCAGCACACCCCCUCAGAACCUUUCAUUUAGGGGAGUCAUUCCUUCAAGCGCCGGGACGCCCGACUUGGAUCAUCUACGAGGCAGAAACAUGGCAGAGUGCAGAAGUCCGUCCAGCGACUCAUCACUGUCUCCUCCACCCGAGAUUAUCACCACUCCACCAUCAUUCAGACACCUGAGAAAGGAACUUCUUGGCAAUGAGGAUUUGAAAAGGGUCAGCGAUGAAAACAAGAUCAGAACGCCAGCUCGAAGAGUUCGAAUCAUGACCAGAGGGUCUACCAAGAAGUAA
Molecule: messenger RNA, 840 nt
Organism: Fusarium keratoplasticum
Lineage: Eukaryota; Fungi; Ascomycota; Sordariomycetes; Hypocreales; Nectriaceae
Exons: 2
Coding region: 1-840 (279 amino acids)
Source: RefSeq, a predicted model, not a curated record